GUACUAGUAUAGUAGUGUACAUAAAUUAUGAGCUUGCGUAAUAUACUGCAUUUCAGUAUUACAAUUAUCUUGGCAGAGUUUUAAAAAUACUCCAGUAUUUUGUUGUACAAGUACAAUUAAUCGAUCAAGAACGAGUGACAGCUGAGUUAAGGCACGGUUAAGCCACAGGUCGGUGUCGGCUCUGCUAAUCUAAUAAGACUGUGAAUUGAGAGUGAAUGAAGGAUCUUAUCUUACUCCUGUUGACUCUUGCUGCCUGUAUUGCCCAGAUCCAGGGCAUACGGUGUUAUGCUUGCAACUACACCAACGCUGUUCCUACUUACAACAGCUUCUGCGAUGUUAACUUUGAUCCGAAUGGAUGGGGUGCUGCUCAAUCUAUCGUAGAGUGUGAUGGCGUAUGCGUUAAAGCUAGUGGUGGAGUUGCUGGACUGAUUGGAGUGGAACGGAAAUGCGACACCUCUAAGGAACCCGAAUGUCCCAACGGUUGCGGAAGUGUUGAAGGCACAACCAUUGGGGGUUGCCAACACUGCUGCGAAACCGACCUCUGCAACCAAGCAUCGUCCGUGACCUUUCACCUCUUGACCUCCGUGGCCAUGUUACUUUUUGCCUGGGUCGGCCGUUACAUUUAGAUGAGGCUGUGUUUUGCGGGAUUUUUACUUUUCAUCUCAUCCUCAAAGGA
This is a messenger RNA of Patiria miniata (bat star), 676 nucleotides long. RefSeq names its product lymphocyte antigen 6B-like. The transcript is spliced from 4 exons. Bases 216 to 626 code for a protein of 136 amino acids. NCBI's taxonomy places the organism in Eukaryota, Metazoa, Echinodermata, Asteroidea, Valvatida, Asterinidae. The record is from RefSeq and is a predicted model, not a curated record.